CUGAAUUUAUGGCGUGGUUUGGCGUUACUUCAUAAUUAAAACUGGAAAUUUAUAAUUAUUUCAGGUAAGGCAAUUAAAAACAGAUAAUAUAGGAAACAGAAAAUUUUUACGAAUUACAUAAAUAUACAAAAAUUCCCGAUUAUCUUGAAAAUUCGGUUAAAACGUUAAAUUUAGGCCUAACCCGCCAUUAAAAAAUAAACAAAAGAAAACAACGCCAUGAGACGUCAUACCAUUAAAUUGCUUUAUUAAAAAGUAAUUUAUUUCUUAUUAUACAUUAAUUAUUAAUAAAUUAUUUAUUUUUUUUAAAAAUUAAAUAAUCAUUUUAUUACAUUUAUAAUACGUGUGAACGUGACAGCUUAAUCAAGUGUGAUGCAGGUGUUUCCUGAAGUGUUUAACACUAAAAAUCUCUGUGACGUCAAUUUAACUCGUAUUUACGGGUUUUAUAAUGCAUUACGAUUUAUCUGUUUAGUAGAUGUUUUAUAGGUAAAUAUGCAGUUAUGUAUACCUAAUGGCACUGUUUCAAAAAAUUGAUUUCUUUGUGUUUUUGUAAAAAUUUAUCCAAAUUAAUUAUUAAUAUUUUUGUAUGUAUUGUUGUAAUGUCAGAAUUACUUAAAGAGGAAGAGUUUUUAUGGCAAAAAUGGACCUCAAUGGAUUUUUUUCGUUAUUUACAAUCCGAUUUUCCCGAAAUACAUGUUGAUAAAAGAAUUUCUUCAGAUGUUAAAUUUGCCAUAAAAUUAGGUUUACAACCUGUUGCUGCAGAUUGUACAAAAUGCAAAGGUCGUUAUAAAUUAAUUUACAGAAAGGAUCACGAUUCGAUUUUAUUCCGAUGUCACAAAUGCAAGACGAGCGGUUCGCCGUUCGAAGGAACCUUUAAAGGUAAAUUCGGGAAAAUUUCAUGGGGAACUAUAUUUUCUUUCAUAUGGCAUCUAAUUUGCAUUGAGUGUACGUUGAGCACCACCUGUUUGGCCGUGGGUGUGAGUUGUCGUACGGCCGUCGACUGGGCAAACUUCGUAAGACACGUUAUGAUGAUUUCCUUCUAUAAUUUAUCCCAGACAAAAAUUGGUGGACCUGGAAAGAUUGUCGAGAUCGACGAAACCACUUUGAGUAAAAGGAAAAACGAAAAGGGAAGGAUUUCGAAAGCUACUAGGUGGGUUGUAGGUGGAAUUUGUCGAGAUGAUAAUUCAUGUUUUGUAUGUAAAGUAAAUGACAGGUCAGAAGUUAGUCUUAACUGGGUUAUUAGUAAAUUUGUAAAUUCAGGAAGCAUUGUGUACACAGACGAAUGGAAAGGAUAUAAUCAUAUCAAUGAUUUAGAAGGAGUCGAUAUUAAACAUGAAACUGUGAAAUGUGCAGAAAAUUUUGUUGAUCCAGUUACUGGUGUCCAUACACAAAAAAUUAAAAGAUUGUGGCGUUGUUUGAAAAACAGAAAGAAUUUGCCAACGCAUUACACUGAAGAUUUGUCUGAUUCGUAUUUAUAUGCCUUUAUGUAUAAGAAGAUUCUGAGAUGGGAAAAACUAAAACCGGGAGAACGUUUCGAGUUGUUUCUUCGGCAUUUGGGUAAGAUUUAUCCGGGAGCAGGCCACACACCAAUAUGGAAAGAGCCAGAAACUGUUCCUUCUGCCCCGAAAGCAGUCCCCAAGAAUAAUGAAAAUCAAAAGAGGAAGAAAGAAGAAAUGUGUGUUAAAAGUACAGGAAAAGUGUCAAGUAAGAUAAAACAAGACGUAGUCACUGAAGAUGUUGCAGAUUCACAUUCCAGUUCAAAGAAAUUGAAGAAAAAUAAAUAAACUGUUAAUCAAAUUGUGAAUGUUGUCUACA
This is a messenger RNA of Centruroides sculpturatus (bark scorpion), 1812 nucleotides long. RefSeq lists its product as uncharacterized. Lineage: Eukaryota; Metazoa; Arthropoda; Arachnida; Scorpiones; Buthidae. The transcript has 2 exons. The record is from RefSeq and is a predicted model, not a curated record. The coding region runs from base 597 to 1781 and encodes 394 amino acids.